UUAAACACAGCCAGCCUCCGCUCUCUGCCGCGGAUUACAGAAGCAUCAAAUCUCUCUGAUCAAAGUCAAAUCUGCUCCCAUCGUCUCUGAUCACGUUUUAUCCGCUCCCUCUGCGCGCACCUGUGCGUCUUUUCCGCUUCCGUGGUUGGAUGAAAACUGAGGCGCUACUGCAUGUCUGAGUGUAAAGAGAAGAGUUUAUGGUUUUACUUCCGCCAUCAUCGGUCGGAUCGUUAACUGGGAAUUCUCCAGCCUCCCGUCAUGGGGAACAACGUGUCGGGACUGUCGGCGCUGCAGAGAUCCCAGCAGCAGGGUUUCCACAGGCUGCGGAGCUCCCAGAAAGACUCCCUUGGCGGCCCGUUCCCGUCCACGUCACACCGAUGUCACCACAAAUCCAAGAGGUGUCUGCCCAUCCAGUGCGGCAGCGUCGGCGGGCCUUUCCCGGUCAGCCCGCUCCUUUUCCAUCCAAACACCAAGGGAUCCCAAAUAGUCAUGGACCUGGCCCAGAAGACUGUCAAGAGGCAGGCCAGCUUCUGCAACGCCAUUACCUUCAGCAACAGGCCCAUUGCGCUGUACGAGCAAGUCCGCCUCAAGAUCACUAAAAAGCAGUGCUGCUGGAGCGGAGCUCUGCGUCUGGGCUUCACCUCCAAAGACCCCUCCAGGAUAAACCCCGACAACCUGCCGAAGUACGCCUGUCCCGAUCUGGUGUCCCAGAGCGGCUUCUGGGCCAAAGCUCUGCCCGAAGAGUUUGCCAACGAGGGAAACAUCAUCGCCUUCUGGGUCGACAAGAAGGGCAGGGUCUUCUACCGCAUUAAUGAGUCCAGUCCCAUGCUGUUCUUCAGCGGAGUCCGGACAGCGGAGCCGCUCUGGGCCCUCAUCGAUGUUUACGGUCUGACCCGCGGAGUCCAGCUGCUAGACAGUGAGAUCGUUCCUCCGGACUGCCUGCGCCCACGCUCCUUCACCACGGUGCGCUCCUCCUCCCUGCGGCGCGAGGCCGACGAUUCCCGCCUCUCCGUCAGCCUGUGCGAUCUCAACCUGCAGCAGGAGGACCGAGGCCCCGCCCACUCUCACCGCCACACGCUGCACCUGGCCUCGGCGUCCUCCUCCUCCACCUGCCCCAUUCCCCAGAAUUCCCUGAACUCGCAGCAGUCCUCCCUGCUGCCGUCGGCCCUGGAGAGCGACCUGCACUUCCACCAGCUGCGCGGCGCCCACAUCAAGACGCUGGACGAGCAGACAGUGGCCCGGUCUGAGCACGCCCGGGAGGAACGGACGCUGGUCUUCACCAACCGGCCCCUGCGCACCGGAGAGACCGUCUUCAUCAAGGUCACCAAGUCCAGCCCGGUGCGCUCGGGCUCCCUGUCGUACGGCGUGACCUCCUGCGACCCAGCGGUGCUGCGCCCCAGCGACCUGCCGUACAACCCAGAGGCUCUGGUGGACAGAAAGGAGUUCUGGGCCGUGUGCCGCGUGCCGACGCCUCUGCAGAGCAGCGACAUCCUGGGCUUCCUGGUCAACCAGGAAGGGGAGGUCAUCCUCAGCCACAACGGCACCAACGUGGGGAUGCAGGUGUGCGUGGACAACUCGCGCCCCCUCUGGAUGUUCUUCGGCCUGCACGGAGCUGUGACGCAGCUGAGGAUUCUGGGCUCCACUCACGUUGGAGACCCACGAGCCACAUCCAACCCCGGCUCGCCCUCCUCCUCCCCACACACACCCAGCGCCCUGGGGAGCGGCAUCUCCGAUCCGGUCCUGAACGGAGGCUUGUGUUCGGCCGCCUACUGCAGCUCAGCAGGAGGAACGACGCCCAGCUCCCCCGUCAGCCUCCCCAAGUCUCCCACCUUCCCGUCGGGCCGGGGCCCGUGGGCCGACGAGUGCUCCAUCUGCUAUGAGAACGCCGUGGACUCGGUCAUCUACACCUGCGGACACAUGUGUCUCUGCUACACCUGCGGCCUCAAGCUGAAGAAGAUGUCCAACGCCUGCUGUCCCAUCUGCAGGAGACAGAUCAAAGACAUCAUCAAGACGUAUCGCAGCACGUAAAGAGCGCCUCAGUCUGACCAACAGUCGGUGACGUUCAGGGACUUUGUUUUCCUCCUCUGGGAUUGGAGAAAGCUUUCAGUGAGAAAGAAGCUGGACUCAUCUCGUCUUGAAGCCUUUGGCUGUGAUUUGGGCCUGAUUGUGCUGAAGCUACCGAGUCAAUUUGGAGCUGAAUGUGUUGACGGCUCCUUAGCGUGUUGACUGACACUCUGCUUGGUGAAGCACGCCUGCUGCACGUCAUCCUCAGUACAUCACAACUUGUGUCUGUGUGACACUGGGCGCAGCUCGGCUGCUUCACCGUGAUAUUUGGUGUUAGAGAAGCCCAGCGGUGCUGAGUCUCCAGUAGGAUUGUAACCUCUCUUGUACUCAUAUAAUCUAACGUACCUUGAUGGUAGUUUUAUUUCAAAUUGUCGGUAGCUCUAUUGUCGUGCUAGCUAGCUGCUUGUUCUGCAGUGUGAUGUGUCGCACUAAAAUCAGCAUUUAUUGAGACUCAUCUGCUGAAACAAUCUCAAACCUGCAAACUCUGCAGCUCUGAUUUCUUACAGAAAACACAAACAGUCAUGUGGUUACUCCUCAGGACCAGCUGCCAUUUCUGAAUACAACUUUAUCCAAAUUCUACCUACAAAGUUCUGCCUGACACACUGUGAGUGUUGAAUCUAAAGAAUCCUCCCCAUCCCAAGAGUUAAAGGAUUGUUGCCAUCAGCCUCCUGCCUUAACGCACAGAACCUGUUCUGUGUUCCAAAAACCCCCGAUGGAGAACCAAACCAUGCUGCUGUGUGGCUCAGACUGCCACAGCUGUUCACUCAGAGGAGAAACAAAAAGCACAUGAAAUCUAACUAUUUUUGUAGAAACCCAUUUUCCUUAUUGAAUAUUUUAGAUGUAAGAUGUACUUUGUGACAGAAGUUUCAUCAGCAGCAGAGAUCCUUUACUGAAAGUUUAGUGGAAGGACAAAAGAAAAGUUCAAAUUGAUUAUUUCUUUAAAUAUUUCAAUGAUUUAUAGUCCUGAAUUUUUUUGAGUAUAUAAUUUAUAUUUAUUGUAAAAAGAAAAUGUAGUAAUAAUUCCAAGGUUUACCAGCUCAGGAAACAA
This is a messenger RNA of Gambusia affinis (western mosquitofish), 3112 nucleotides long. It is a transcript of the gene neurl1aa, whose product is annotated as neuralized E3 ubiquitin protein ligase 1Aa. The coding region runs from base 259 to 2028 and encodes 589 amino acids. Gene Ontology annotation, biological process: negative regulation of Notch signaling pathway; nervous system development. Gene Ontology annotation, molecular function: ubiquitin protein ligase activity. Gene Ontology annotation, cellular component: postsynaptic density; plasma membrane. The record is from RefSeq and is a predicted model, not a curated record. NCBI's taxonomy places the organism in Eukaryota, Metazoa, Chordata, Actinopteri, Cyprinodontiformes, Poeciliidae. The transcript is spliced from 6 exons.